AUGAAAAGGGGGCAUUCAGGGAGCGAAGAUGACGACGGGGCUAAUUCGUCCCGCUUGGUAAAGCACUCCAAGCUAUCCGAGUUGCAAAGCGGGGAAAGGGCAACGCACAGAAAGGAUGAGUAUGAUGUGGCGUGGCUUUGCGCGCUGCACAUUGAAAUGGGAGCGGCCCGUGCCAUGCUCGACGAGACUCAUGAUCCAUUGCCAUCAAUGGAAAAUGAUACCAACAGCUACGUCCUUGGGAGGAUUCAAACACACAACGUCGUCAUCGCGUGCCUACCAAAUGCCGAGUACGGAACCAACAAUGCGGCUCACGUGGCAAGCAACCUGAAGCGCACGUUUCCCAGCAUCAAAUACUGGUUGAUGGUUGGGAUCGGAGGCGCAAACCCAAGUAGGCAGGAUAUUCGCUUGGGCGAUGUCGUCGUUGGAACAAAAGUAAUGCAAUACGAUUUGGGCAAAUUCGCCAAAGGCGAGUUAAAGACCACAGCAAUACCGAGAUCACCUGACCAUUCCCUGGGCACGGCCAUUUCCAACUUGCGGUCCAAACAUGAGCUUGAACCAAAUCAAAUUCCCUCCAUCCUGCAGAAUAAGCUAGGGAACCAUCAACACUUCCUUCACCCAAACCUACCAGAUCGCCUAUUUCAUAAUUCAUACGAACAUGAUGGAGAAGCAUCUUCGUGCGAAGACUGCGACCCGUCAAAAAUCAUGCCUCGCCGAAUUAGAGGGUCAGAUAUCCCGCAGAUACAUUAUGGCGCUAUUGCGUCAGGAAAUCAGGUAAUGAAGGAUGCCUCAAUCAGGGAUAAAGUAGGUUCAGAACUGGAUGUCAUAUGCUUCGAAAUGGAGGCUGCCGGCAUAAUGUGCGUCCUCCCAUGCCUGCCAAUACGAGGAAUCUGUGACUACGCAGAUAGCCACAAGUGCAAGCAAUGGCAAAGGUAUGCCGCAGCGACCGCAUCCGCCUAUGCAAGGGAAUUACUCGAGGUUCUGCCAAGCUCUAAUGCCUACACUCUAGUGUCUUUCCACUCUAACAUUGACCAUUCGAAGGACCUUCAACAACACCGUCGCAAGAAGUUCCUCGGUUCUCUCAAUUUCGAACAGAUCGAAUCCCAGCGAUUGACUAUCAAAGAAGCCCAUGAAAAAACCUGCCGCUGGUUCCUCAGCCACCCAUCUUACAAAGCCUGGCUUGACGCUUCGCAACUGAAACAACAUCAUGGGUUGCUCUGGGUCUGUGGUAAGCCUGGUGCAGGGAAGUCAACAUUGAUGAAGUUUGUCCAUUCCACAUUGGUCACCAAACACUACGGCCAUCAGGUCAUUGCAUCCUUCUUCUUCAACGCCAGAGGUGAAUCCUUGGAAAAGUCGGUGUCCGGAAUGUAUCGUUCACUGCUACUGCAGUUUCUGGAAGGUUACCCAGACCUUCAGCAGGUCUUGGACGACCCUGGGCUCAUGGCCAAUGUAUGGAGUCAGGACCCAAAUCCCCAGGUACUGCUGAAUCACCCUGAGCUCAUGACUUUUUCAUUCAGCCAAGGGUAUUACCGCCUCUCUUUGGAUGUUCUCCAAAACAUCUUUCGAGCCGCGAUAAUGAAGCUCGGCAGCCGCCCUUUCACCUGCUUCAUUGACGCUCUUGAUGAAUGCGAUGAACAACAAGCAGUCGAGAUGGUAUACUUCUUCGAAGCGGUCACCAAACAAUCUACUGAUAUCCGAGUGCCCCUUCGUAUCUGCUUUUCCAGUCGCCAUUACCCGUGUAUUAACACAAGCUGGAGCAUUCGGGUGAUACUCGAGGCCCAACCAGGACAUACCAACGAUUUGAAGGACUACACUAAGAGCAGUCUGCGCAUUACGAACCCUCGACUAGUUAAGCAGUUACAAAAGGACAUCAUAGACAAAGCUGCCGGGGUGUUUCUAUGGGUUGUGCUUGUUGUUCAAAUUCUCAAUGUCGAGGAUAGACGGGGUCGACCAACGCUUCGGAAAAGGCUCGAGGAGAUUCCAAGCGGCUUAACCGAGCUCUUGAGGGACCUUGUGGUAAGAGACAAAGAUAACAUUGAUGAGUUUGUUCUGUCUACUCUAUGGAUUCUCUUUGCAAACAGACCGCUUCGUCCCAACGAGUACUUCCAUGCUUUGUGGUCUGGACUCCAUUCGAAGGGCUCAGCAGAUACAGAAAUCCCGGACACGUCUCUUUAUACAGAUGAGACAGCUACCAGAUAUGUAACCAGUUCUUCCAAGGGAUUGGCCGAGAUAACCAUAUCUAACACACCAACCGUACAAUUCAUCCACGAGUCCGUCCGGGACUUUCUCCUCAAACAUAAUGGCCUCAAUAUUCUUUGGGCUGAACUUGGAUCUGAAAGAGAAAGUCCAAGUCACGACAGGCUAAAAGAAUGCUGCGAGGCUUAUCUGAAGCAUGCCACCUUCCAAGAAUUCAUCUCCGAGACAAAAGGCGAGUAUAUUGCACAGGGAUUACAACGCUUCCCAUUUCUAGCUUACGCUUCUCAAAAUAUUCUGAAUCAUGCCGAACACGCCGCAAAGGCCAUUCCCCAAGAUACUUUCUUAAACGGUAUGAAGCUCACUCAGUUGAUCAGAAUUCUAGAAUCCCUGAAUGGGGACAUAUAUCAACAUCACCUUGUUAAAGGAAGAAGAAAUAUUCUCUUUAUUCUGGCAGAUAAAGAUUACCCAAAACUGAUUCGUGCCUGGAUAAAAGACAAACCAACAUCUAAGGUUUAUGGAAAGCAGUUCAGAGAUGCUCUGUUUGCUGCUUUCGAUAGGAACAACAAGAGAUCUAUAGUCGCCCUGUUCGGUUUAUCGACACGUAUUUACAACGGAGUCGACAUCACAGCUGGCUUUGCCACAAGACAUGAGAUGUACAUUGGUCUGACGCCGUUGACAUGGGCCGCCAAAGACGGAAGGGCCGAGUACAUAGAGCUACUUCUCGAAAAAGGAUUCGACAUUGAUGUUAAAGAUGACUACGGCGACACGGCACUUUCAGAGGCCUCGCGUAUGGGUCACGAAGGGAUUGUACGGCUUCUCCUUGAAAAGAAGGCGGAUGUAAAUUCGACGUCCGAAGAUGGCUCGACGCCCCUCAUCUCUGCCUCGAUGCGUGGUCAAGACUCUCUAGUCAAGCUUUUCAUAGAGAACGGGGCUGAUCUACAUGCUACUAAUGACAAAGGUUUUACAGCACUUAUACAGGCUUUGAGGUUUGGUCAUGAAGAGACUGCUAAGCUCUUAAGAGAGAAUGGGGCAGUGGAAAUAGCACAGUUAACCACAGCUCCACACUUGUAG
Messenger RNA from Clonostachys rhizophaga, 3264 nucleotides. The record is from the annotation of a GenBank genome assembly. NCBI's taxonomy places the organism in Eukaryota, Fungi, Ascomycota, Sordariomycetes, Hypocreales, Bionectriaceae.